This is a messenger RNA of Suillus fuscotomentosus, 1068 nucleotides long. RefSeq lists its product as uncharacterized. The coding region runs from base 1 to 1068 and encodes 355 amino acids. The transcript is spliced from 7 exons. The record is from RefSeq and is a predicted model, not a curated record. Lineage: Eukaryota; Fungi; Basidiomycota; Agaricomycetes; Boletales; Suillaceae.
AUGGUUGGAGACAAUGUUCGUCAAACAGUGGAACCGUCUUCCAGUCAAGACUCGGAUAAUUUAUUGUCCUCGCAGGCGUCCAAAGAUAUGCCAACAGCCAGAGAGGCUCGACAGUGCAGGAGAAUUGCUCAGCUUGAGCAGAAGCUGAAGACGCUUGAGGCUGGGCGAGCCGUUAAAGAAAGGCAGACAAACCAUUUUGUAGCUCAAGGAAGGGCUAUAAGACGGGUAGUGGCUCUGUAUGAUAAUGCGGAGGACCUCAUAACUAAGAAUAAUAGACGUUAUGAAGAGGACGGCAGUACGAAGGAUCAGGAUCGCCUCCAGUUGGGAUAUGUCGCCCUGAACAUCUUCUUUCCUUGGUUGCAAAAGAAGUCUGAAGCUAUGGACUAUGACGAGUAUAGCCAUAUGUUAAAAAUGCUUAGGCAGGGUGCUGAUAUGGCUAGAGGUAAUGAUACCGCUAAGCUAAAGCGCCUUGUUGCAGAAUGGGUCAAUAUGGACUCUGAGGCCACACCAGACCCACGCAUUGACUGUGACGACAAACACUAUCGCGGCUUCAUCAAUGAUGCUUGCGGUAGACUACUCUGUCCUGCAGAACUUGAUUGGAAUGACCCAAUUGUCAAGGCCGGCAUACGCAAUCGCUCUGAUGGGUAUCUUGUCACGGAUCUUUCUUUUCCCGCCUUCCUCUAUGAAAGGUAUACUGCUAACGCGCAAAACCUGGAGGAGGGACUCUUCAAAGGGAAAAUACUUGUUCAGGCCUACAAAGCGGUCUUCACUUCACCCUCCUCUGCCAAGGAUGUUGAGGCUGAUGGUGAUGGCGCAGAUAUUACUGCUAGCAACAGAAGGGCACAGAAGGGCUGCAAUGGUAUCAAAGUCAAGAAACAUGUGAGGUUCGCUCUCUCUUCUGUCACCUCCUGGCGUUCAGUAGAUGGAGAUUUCGACUACGUUCAAUUUUGGAGGACUAUAGUUGAUUUUUUUGAGAAGCCACCUGGGCGCACCGCCAGGCGCAGGGUUGACAUGCUUAUUGAGUGGUGGACCAGGUAUGUUAUUUAUUUGGUCUUAAGGCUUUACUAA